AUGCCUGGAACAGGGAUCGUACAGAUUGCCCUUAGCCCCAAUAACCACGAAGCCCACAUCUGUAAGAAGAACAGGAGCCAGCGGGUGAAGGCUCACAAACUCAAGGGGCACAAUGGACACAUCACAGGUAUUGACUGGGCUCCCAAGAGCGACCGCAUCGUCACUUGUGGGGCAGAUUGCAACACCUAUGUUUGGAGUCAGAAAGAUGGUAUCUGGAAGCCAACCCUGGUGAUCCUAAGAAUUAAUUGUGCAGCCACUUUUGUGAAGUGGUCCCUGCUAGAGAACAAAUUUGCAGUGGGAAGUGGAGCACGACUCAUUUCUGUUUGUUACUUCGAGUCUGAGAAUGACUGGUGGGUAAGCAAGCACAUUAAAAAGCCUAUUCGCUCCACAGUCCUCAGCUUGGAUUGGCACCCCAACAAUGUUUUGCUGGCAGCAGGAUCCUGUGACUUUAAAUGCAGAGUGUUUUCUGCCUACAUUAAAGAAGUGGAUGAAAAGCCAGCCAGUACGCCGUGGGGCAGCAAGAUGCCUUUUGGCCAGCUGAUGUCUGAGUUUGGUGGCAGUGGCACUGGUGUCUGGGUUCACGGGGUCAGCUUCUCAGCCAGUGGGAGCCGCCUCGCCUGGGUCAGCCACGACAGCACCGUGUCUGUUGCUGAUGCCUCAAAAAGUGUGCAGGUUUCAACUCUGAAAACGGAGUUCCUGCCACUUCUAAGUGUAUCGUUUAUCUCUGAGAACAGCGUCAUGGCUGUUGGCCACGACUGCUGCCCAAUGCUCUUUAACUACGAUGACCGCGGCUGCUUGACCUUCGUCUCCAAACUAGACCUUCCAAAACAGAGCAUCCAGCGCAACAUGUUGGCCAUGGAAUGCUUCUGCAACAUGGACAAGAGGGCCACAACUGAGGACCGCAAUACGGCCUUGGAGACACUGCACCAGAACAGCAUCACUCAAGUGUCUAUUUAUGAGGUGGACAAGCAAGACUGUUGCAAAUUUUGCACUACUGGCAUCGAUGGAGCCAUGACAAUUUGGGAUUUCAAGACUUUAGAGUCUUCUAUCCAGGGCCUUCGAAUAAUGUGAAGCUGAGUGAACCUCCAGGAUCUAGCAUGACAAACUGCGACUGACCGCAGCUCUGCUGUUUGCAUGAUGGGGAGGAAAGCCAGCCGCCAAGAAACACUGAGCACAUCGUGUGCAAAUAUCGUUUGUGUGUUUUUGUUUGAAUAUAAU
This is a messenger RNA of Choloepus didactylus (southern two-toed sloth), 1218 nucleotides long. RefSeq names its product actin-related protein 2/3 complex subunit 1A-like. The record is from RefSeq and is a predicted model, not a curated record. Gene Ontology annotation, biological process: Arp2/3 complex-mediated actin nucleation. Gene Ontology annotation, molecular function: actin filament binding. Gene Ontology annotation, cellular component: actin cytoskeleton; Arp2/3 protein complex. Lineage: Eukaryota; Metazoa; Chordata; Mammalia; Pilosa; Megalonychidae.